UGUACACUCUCUCGGACGGCGUGCAACGCCAACGCGAAAUAGCUCCGCGAAGCAAACCAACCUCGAACUUUUUCUCUCAACGGCGCACAGCAUCAUCGAAACAGGCCACCCGAAGCCGCUUCCUUCCUACAGAUCGACCAUGGAGAGCUCACGGGGACCCCCGCGGGUCAAGAACAAGGCCGCCGCGCCCAUCCAGAUCAGCGCCGAACAGCUGCUGCGAGAAGCCGUUGACCGUCAAGAUGAGAAGCUCAAGGCGCCGACGCAGCGCUUCGCUGACCUGGAGGAGCUGCACGAAUUCCAAGGGAGGAAGAGGAAAGAGUUCGAAGACUACGUCCGAAGGAACAGGAUCAAUAUGAAUAACUGGAUGCGCUACGCGCAAUGGGAGCUGGAGCAGAAAGAAUUCCGCCGCGCGCGAUCGAUAUUCGAACGAGCGCUGGAUGUCGACAGCACCUCGGUCCCGCUAUGGAUCCGCUACAUCGAGGCGGAGAUGAAAAGCCGGAACAUCAACCAUGCGCGAAAUAUCCUUGACCGCGCUGUUACCAUACUCCCCCGAGUUGACAAGCUAUGGUACAAAUAUGUAUAUAUGGAAGAGACUCUCGGCAACAUCGAUGGCGCGCGCGCUGUGUUCGAGCGAUGGAUGCAGUGGGAGCCAGAGGAGGCGGCAUGGUCUGCAUACAUUAAGAUGGAGAAGCGCCACGGCGAGUUCGAGAGAGCGCGAGCUAUCUUUGAACGCUUCACCGUCGUGCAUCCAGAGCCGAAGAAUUGGAUUAAAUGGGCGAAAUUUGAAGAGGAGAACGGCACCAGCGACCUCGUCCGGGAUGUCUUUGGAACUGCUGUUGAGACGUUGGGCGAUGAGUUCACGGACGAGAAGCUCUUCAUGGCAUACGCCAAGUUUGAAGCAAAGCUGAAGGAGGUUGAGCGUGCCCGCGCAAUCUACAAGUUCGCCCUGGACCGCAUGCCACGGUCUAAGUCCGUCAACCUUCACAAGGCCUUUACGCAGUUCGAGAAGCAAUACGGUGACCGGGAGGGAAUCGAGGACGUGAUUUUAUCGAAACGAAGAGUGCACUACGAAGAGCAAGUCAAAGAGAACCCGAAGAACUACGACGCUUGGAUCGAGUUUGCGCGGUUAGAGGAGACGUCAGGAAACAUAGAUCGCGUGCGGGACGUGUACGAGCGAGCCAUCGCGCAAAUACCGCCGACACAGGAAAAGCGACACUGGAGGCGCUACAUCUACCUCUGGCUUUUCUACGCUAUAUACGAAGAGACGGUAUCUCGAGACAUCGAGAGGACGCGGCAGAUAUACCAAGAAUGCCUACGGCUUCUCCCGCACAAGCGCUUCACAUUUGCCAAGGUCUGGCUGAUGGCCGCUCACUUCGAGAUACGGCUAGGCCAGCUAACCGCAGCACGCAAACUACUCGGCCAGUCAAUAGGCAUGUGCCCGAAAGACAAGCUUUUCAAAGGCUACAUCGAGCUCGAAAUGAAGCUCUUCGAAUUCGGCCGCUGUCGGCAGCUGUACGACAAGUACAUAGAAUGGAACGGGUCGAACUGCCAGACCUGGAUCAAGUUCGCUGAGCUCGAACGUGGGCUAGACGACCUCGACCGCGCGCGUGCUAUCUUCGAAAUCGCUGUUGAAGAACCCCAGUUAGACAUGCCCGAACUCCUUUGGAAAGCGUACAUCGACUUCGAAGAGGGCGAAGGCGAGUACGUCAGGACGCGCGCGCUAUACGAGCGCCUCCUCCAGAAGACCGACCACGUCAAAGUUUGGACCUCCUGGGCGCAAUUCGAAAUCGGGGUCCCUGACACGGACGAAGAAGCCGCUGAAGACGAAGACCGCCCCGUCAGCGAGCUCGCCAAAGCACGCGCCCGCGCUGUCUUCGAGCGCGCGCACAAGCGCAUGAAAGAAAACGACCUCAAGGAAGAACGCGUCGCGCUGCUCAAUGCAUGGAAAUCGUUUGAAACGAUCCACGGGUCGCCCGAGGAUAUCGAGAACAUUGAUAAGCAGAUGCCGCGGAAGGUCAAGAAGCGGAGGAAACUGGACGAUGAUAGCUUUGAGGAGUAUGUGGAUUAUGUGUUUCCGGCCGAUGAUGAGAGCGCGGCGAAGUUGGCGAAACUUAUGGCGAAUGCGCAGAGGUGGAAGGCGGCGCAGCAGACGCAGGAGCAGAACGGCAGUUAAAGCGUCGAUAUUUACGGAAGAAAAGGUUGCGCGCUAUCGGGUUGGGGCGGCUUAUACCAGGAUAUUUGGGAGUACUUGGGGUUUCGGCGUAUACAGCAGAACCCAGCAUUACGCCAAGGCAGACCCACUUCCAGACCGUAGUAGAAGGGGCGACAACAGGGAGGAUGAGGACAGCACAUGGACACUAGUAUUCAGGACCAAACAAUGCGAAAUAGCGUUCGCCCUCACGAAUCAGCACACCUUCUCCCGAAGGCAUUCUGGGCGGGUUAAUCGUCAAGUAUAUUGGCCUCCCCAAACACGCUAUAGUCGAGAGGACUGCACUAGGCUCUCGAGUAAGCGGCACAUUGUGUACAUACCAACAUACCUUAGUUUUCAUGUCCCACCCGUGGAAAACCACUCCUGGAGGCCUUCAGCAGGUGAAGAGCAAAGAUGUACCA
Molecule: messenger RNA, 2610 nt
Organism: Trematosphaeria pertusa
Lineage: Eukaryota; Fungi; Ascomycota; Dothideomycetes; Pleosporales; Trematosphaeriaceae
Product: TPR-like protein
Exons: 2
Coding region: 140-2173 (677 amino acids)
Biological process (GO): spliceosomal complex assembly; mRNA splicing, via spliceosome
Cellular component (GO): precatalytic spliceosome; U2-type catalytic step 2 spliceosome; Prp19 complex
Molecular function (GO): protein binding
Source: RefSeq, a predicted model, not a curated record